CUAAACGUCACUCACGCGAUCCGCGCUUAGCGUUGCUCUGUGUCCAGGAUAAAAGUUAGAAAAUCUAAUAAUGUUGUGGCGCUCGUAGAAACGAGUCUCCGUGUGUAUGAUAUUUAGCCGAAGAUAUAAGACUCAACGCUCUUGAUUCUACUUCGUCGGAGGAAUUUUGUGAUUCUAUAAGUUAAUAUGGCUACGAUGAAACCGGUGUCGUUUGAGGAGAAGCUGAAGAAGAAUCCCGAGUUGAAGGAGGCGGACGUAGAAGCGUUAAGAGAAUGGUGCGAGAAGCAGCCUCACCUGCCGAAAAUAUCGGACAGCAUGCUGGCGUUGUUCUUGCACAGUAAUUACUACCGACUCGAACCGACGAAAGCCUGUAUCGAAGUUUACUACACUGCCAGGAGCCACGUCCCCGAAUUCUUCAACGACCGGGACAUUGUAAAUAACAAAGAGCUGAAAAAGGCCACUCAAACGGUGACGAGCCAGAUCUUCGAGGGAUCUACCCAGGAAGGCUAUACAAUUAUUUAUGCACGACUAAUAGACAGCGAUUCAGCACAAUUUGUGUACAACGACGCAAUGAAAUUGCUCAAUAUGGUGAUCGACCUGUGGCUCUACACGGAAGGUACAUGCGACGGUCAUGUUAUAAUAUUCGACAUGAACAACGUUUCUUUCGGUCACGCCGGCCGUUUGAGCCCCAUGGGUUUGAAGAAAUUCCUUUAUUACCUGCAAGAAGGGCUGCCCGUCCGACUUCGGGGCUUUCACUUCAUGAACGCUUCUCCCGUAAUAGACGUUAUCUUGAAUAUGAUGAAACCCUUCAUGAAAAAGCAGCUGAUGGAUAUGUUCCAUAUGCACACCACAGCCGAGUCCCUAGAGAAAUUCAUACCGCUUGAAGUGCUCCCAAAUGAAGCGGGCGGCAAAGCCGGACCUAUACUGGAAUUACACGAGAAAAAUAUAAAUAAACUGAUAGAUCAUACCGCUUGGUUCAAAGAAGAAGAAGCCAAUUGCCGCGUCAAUGAAUCCUUGCGUCCGGGCAAGGCAAUGUCAGUGACGGAUUUGUUCGGUGUCGAAGGGAGUUUCAAGAAGCUCGAAAUCGAUUAA
Molecule: messenger RNA, 1092 nt
Organism: Dinoponera quadriceps
Lineage: Eukaryota; Metazoa; Arthropoda; Insecta; Hymenoptera; Formicidae
Product: alpha-tocopherol transfer protein-like
Exons: 3
Coding region: 187-1092 (301 amino acids)
Cellular component (GO): membrane
Molecular function (GO): phosphatidylinositol bisphosphate binding
Source: RefSeq, a predicted model, not a curated record